CCACAACAGGCUAACAAGAUGGAAGACACUGUAACACCAAACAUAUCAAUAGCACUGUAUCGCUAUCUAUGUCAACAUAUAGUAGGCUCAGAAUAUCAUGUUAAACAAAUUAGAUUGAUGAACGCUGUCAGGGACAAUUUACAUAGUAACAAGGAAGAAACAAUUAUAACAAGUGGAAGCUUAGGGGAAGGACUCGAUAUUCGAGGCAGUGAUUUAGACGUAAUGAAUGUAUCAAGAACCUUAGAAGUUUAUGAAGAUUUAAAACUACAGUUUAAUCCAAGUAUAACAUAUUUUUUAAUGGAUAGAGACGACGUUAAACCUGGUUAUGCUCAGAUGAAACUUGAUUACUGCAAAUUUCGGAGUGUUUUAAAACAAUGUGAAGAACAAAAUGGUAAACAUUAUUUUUCGAGUACAUUAUAUAAAAAACUAAACGUCAACUCAUUUCAUAAUAAUCUAAGCACGAUUCAUGGACCCUGUAUAUCUGACCCGACAGGAUAUUUUGACUUAGCUUGUUGCUUACAUUGUAACACGUGGGUGUCUCCUGCAGGACAGUGGAUCACAAGAUCAAAUAACUCAUGGCCGAGUCAUAAUGUCAAACAAAGUAUUAUAAAACACGGAGUACGUUUUGUACCGAUCGGAGUUAAGGGCUCACCAAAAGAAGACCUAGAAUGGCGAAUAUUUUUUUCAGUUGGUGAAAAAUUUCUAAUUAAUACCUUUACACACACUAAACUACUAUGCUAUGCUCUAUUAAAAAUUGUAUUGAAAGAUGUAAUAGCUACCUUUUCCGAAUGUGCAGAUUUACUCUGAUCUUACUUCCUGAAAACAAUUGUGUUCUGGAUAUCUGAAGAACUGCCACAGUCGGUGUGGAAACCUUAUUACAUUAUUCCUUGUUUUAUGCGAUGUUUUAUUAGGCUGGAUUAUUGUUUUGAGCACUCAGUUUGCUUACAUUACUUCAUUCCAAAGAACAACAUGUUCGAAAACAAAAUUGUGGGCCGUGCUCGUGAAAUACUUUUAGAAAAACUAUAUAUGUUGCAUAGUUAUAAUUGGCGAUGCAUUUUAUUUUCUGAUCAAAUAUCUAACUUUAAUUUAUCAAUUUCGAAUUUCCCCAUCAAACCGCAUAUACUAUUUUCAAAAGAAGUUGAAAAAAUACUUUCAUCCAAUAUAUGGAGUUUGUCAAAUGCUAUUUUCACAUUCACGCCAUCGAAUAUAGUCAAUAUAAAAAUGAAACAGACAUUUUUGUGUCAGCAAUCUUCCGAGUCUUUUAGAAAAGAUAUAUUUAAAUUCUUCAUAUCAAAGUGGUGUCAAGUACAUGCCCAGUAUGUAUCACUCAUUAGUACAUUUAGUAAUAAUAAAUACCAAUACAAACAGUACAAAUUCUGUCUUAGUACUGUCAUAGAUAAUAUCUAUCAUGACGCUGUAUCUGGAUGGCUGAUGAUUGCUACUUUUUUCUAUAAGACAAAACAAUAUAGUAAAGCUUUAUACAUCGUAAGUUAUUCUUUAUCAAAAUGUACUCCCGAAAAACUGUGCUACGUGAUGUCUUUGUCGGAUAUCCAUUACCAGUUGCUAAAACUGCAAACAUUUCAGGAAAAGAGUUUGGUGUGUUUGCUGAAAACAUUGGUUGUGGACGAUGUACUAUUUGAAAAGAAUUCUACGCUAAUACCAGAUGAACUUCAAAUGAAGCAAUUGAAUCAAAUUUGUGUAUUUUCAUCUACAGCGUAUGCUUAUUUCCUUAAUUUCCUUUGUUAUUAUCAUCUCAAUGAUGUCAGACAAUGCCAAGAUUCCAUUCAAGGUUUACAACUGGUUAUAGAUGAAGGUUAUUUAUUAAGAUUUAAAAUUUUUAGAGCAGGAGCUUAUAAUCUGUUGGGAAUCGCUCUACAGUUAUUAGGCGAUAAGGAAUCCGCAAGACGCGCAUUUUUACAAUCAGUUAAUUUAUGCCCGGUCGAAUCUUACAACUCUGCUAUAAAGAGACUUUUGUUAAUAGGUUAAUUGUGACAUAUGUGUUUUCAGUUAAACUUAAGAAAAUUGUAAUAUUUGUGAUUUUUUUGUCUAUGAAGCAGAGUAUGAACUUGAUGGAGCCACAUGUCACUACAGAAUGACGAACAAUACAUAUCAUGUAUAAAAAUU
This is a messenger RNA of Mytilus californianus (California mussel), 2124 nucleotides long. RefSeq lists its product as uncharacterized. The coding region runs from base 895 to 1986 and encodes 363 amino acids. Lineage: Eukaryota; Metazoa; Mollusca; Bivalvia; Mytilida; Mytilidae. The record is from RefSeq and is a predicted model, not a curated record. Gene Ontology annotation, molecular function: protein binding. The transcript has 2 exons.